AUGGUCUGGCGUGGUCUCUGUGAUGUGACCCGUUGGGGACUCCUUGGCAUUUGCAACCAGCUUCAAGUGGACAAACCAGCUUCAAGUGGACAAACCAGCUUCAAGUGGACACUCAAGGAACUGCAGUUUUUUUUCAUCUCUACAUUGGACUUCAUUCAACUGGAGGUUGUACCACAGCAGACCAAGGAGGAACAGCAGCAUCUCUCUGCACAGCUCCACAGACCCUGUACAGGAGGAAAGAUGAAGCUGUUGAUCUGGAUUAGUGUUCUCCUAUGCCUUUUCGCCGGACAUCUCAGUGAGGCCAGAGUCAUCCCAGAGGGAGUACCAUAUGACGAACCACCAGCUGUCCCCUACUGGCCUUACUCCACCUCUGACUUCUGGAACUACAUCGAAUACUUCAGAUCCAUCGGUGCCUACAACCACAUCAACGAGAUGGCCCGGGCCUUCUUCGCCCACCAGCACCUCGGGGACACCCUGGGAUAUGAGAGCAACGCUGGGCAUGAGCACUGAGACAGGAGCUGGAUGGAGCUAGAAGGGAGAGGAAGAGGCUAUUCGGACCAUUUUCUUGCAUUGAGGAAAAUAAAAGUUUUGGAGGAAAGGAGGGAAUUGUUACAAAAAUUAACUGAUUGCAGGAGAAGAAUAGGAAGUGUAACUGUUUGUAGCUUAGUCAGAAACGAAGAAAACUAAUGUAGAGUGUGUAGACCCUCUGAAGAGCUGUAUAAUAUAAUCAUGUCAUAUUCUAAAAAUAAAUAAAAAGUUUGCCAAAAUAAA
Molecule: messenger RNA, 771 nt
Organism: Notolabrus celidotus (New Zealand spotty)
Lineage: Eukaryota; Metazoa; Chordata; Actinopteri; Labriformes; Labridae
Gene: otos
Product: otospiralin
Exons: 6
Coding region: 1-510 (169 amino acids)
Biological process (GO): sensory perception of sound
Source: RefSeq, a predicted model, not a curated record